Auxenochlorella protothecoides is the source of this 1323-nucleotide messenger RNA. Its product is annotated as Dol-P-Glc:Glc(2)Man(9)GlcNAc(2)-PP-Dol alpha-1,2-glucosyltransferase. Bases 1 to 1323 code for a protein of 440 amino acids. The transcript is spliced from 4 exons. Gene Ontology annotation, biological process: dolichol-linked oligosaccharide biosynthetic process; protein N-linked glycosylation. Gene Ontology annotation, molecular function: dolichyl pyrophosphate Glc2Man9GlcNAc2 alpha-1,2-glucosyltransferase activity. Gene Ontology annotation, cellular component: endoplasmic reticulum. The record is from RefSeq and is a predicted model, not a curated record. Lineage: Eukaryota; Viridiplantae; Chlorophyta; Trebouxiophyceae; Chlorellales; Chlorellaceae.
AUGUUCACCAGGGGUCAGUUCGCGACCAUCGCGGCCGCGACCGUGACGACGCUUUUGUUGGAAAUCAACAAGGCCAUGCCCACUCCGUACAUGGACGAGGUCUUCCAUGUUGGCCAGACCCAGCGAUACUGUCGCGGUGAAUUCUGGGAGUGGGACCCCAAGAUCACGACUUUCCCUGGCCUGUACCUGAUCGGGAGCGCCGUCGGGGUGCUGGCAGACGCAUUGCAAAUAGGCCCACAGGGGUCCAUCUGCAGCGUGGCCGCGCUCCGCACCGUGACCGUCCUCCUCGCCGUGGCCUGCGUACCCGUCUUCUUUGCCACGGCUAAGCUGGCGGUGCCUUCACGCACCGAAACCCAGGCCCUCCUCAUCGCAGCGCUCUGCUGCCUGCUCCCCACCCACUUCUUCUUCGCCUUCCUGUACUACACCGACGUGGCCUCCACGCUGGCCACGAUGGGUGCCUAUGCGGCGUCCCUGCAGGGCCGCCAUGCCCUGUCGGCCGUCGCGGCGGCGGCCGCCAUCGCCGUGCGCCAGACCAAUGCGGUGUGGGUGGCCUUCAUGGUCGGCGCGGGCGUCCUGCGCGACGCCGGCGUCGCGCGCGGCGGUGUCGAGGUCGAGGCCCGAGCGCUGCUGGCCUGGCUGCGCGCCCCGCGCAACUGGAGCCUACUGGCGCGGAACUGGGGCGCGCACGCCGCCCUGCUGGCAGUCUUUGCCGGCUUCCUGGUCGCCAACGGCGGCGUGGCGGUGGGCGACCGUGCGCACCACGCCCCCGCGCUCCACGUCGUGCAGCUGUGCUACGCCGCCGCAUUUGCCUCGCUGGCGGCGGGCGCCGCGCUGGCGCCUGAGGCGGCGCGUGUGGCGCGCCAUGCCGCCUCACGGCCGGGCCUGGCCGCCGCGGCGUGCGUCGCGUGUGGUGCGGCGGUGGCCGCUACCACGCGCGCGCACCCCUUCCUGCUGGCGGACAACCGGCACUACAUGUUCUACGUCUGGCGGCGCCUCAUCGCGCCCGCGCCGCUGCUGUGGGUGCCGGCGUACGCGCUGGCGCUGGGCUCGCUGUGGACCGGGCUGGGCCGGGCCAACGGCGCGCUCUGGCGGCUGGGCCUGCUCCUGUCCACCGCCCUGGUGCUGGUGCCGUCGCCGCUGGUGGAGCCGCGCUACUUCACCGUGCCCACGCUCCUGGUGCUGCUCCAUGGCCCGGCGCCGGGGACCAAGGCCGGGGUCGCGGGCGCCGCGGCCUUUGCCGCACUGAACAUCGCGACCCUGCUCGUCAUGGCGCAUCGACCUUUCAUCUGGGGGGACGGCACGGUGGCACGGUUCAUGUGGUGA